Oikopleura dioica is the source of this 870-nucleotide messenger RNA. NCBI's taxonomy places the organism in Eukaryota, Metazoa, Chordata, Appendicularia, Copelata, Oikopleuridae. The record is from the annotation of a GenBank genome assembly.
AUGGAAGGAAAGAGCUAUCUUUUCAAAUACAGACAUGAAGAGCAAUAUGCGUACAUUCAUCGGUUCGACAAUGAAACAAUCAAGCUAGACAGGAAGCUUUGGGUCAAACAACCUUUCGAUGUUGAACACGGAUUAUUCGUCACUGGAGCGGGUCUGAUGGACAAGGAAAUGACCUUUUUUGCGUGCGGUGUCCAGCAUGAGCCUGAUAUCUGCUAUUUUGCCGAUAAAAGGCAGUUCCAUCGAAUCCCUCAGCGAAAGCCGAUGAAGACUUUCACUCAUUUUGGAACAUCUGUUCUCAGAAAUGCAAUAAAAGGCAUCACGACCCUCGAUGGUCAUUUUGGCGUCUUCAAUUUUGUGUCAGAUCAUUUGAGAGUCGACUUUUACGAAAAGAAAAGAAUUGGAGACUCGCCUUGGAAAUCUUCUUACUAUUCACUACCGAAUGAUAUUCCCUUCUCAAAAGAGUAUUAUCAAGCAUUCGUCGAAGUGAUCGAAAACAAUCAAGGAUUCCUACUGAUCACGGUCGGCAUUAAUUUUUUGAACGUCAAAAGAUUCAUCAAUAUUCAUCGUUUGUACAAUGGUCACUGGAUUAAGCUCGAUGAAAUUAUGUAUGAAUACAGCGAGAAAGAAAUCAGUUCUAUCAACAAGUAUUUGAUGGAGCCGUUGGUUAACUUCCAUGGGUUUCAAAUGGACGGAAAUCUUCUUCUUGAACACGUCGAAGCAGUAAUUGAUGAUGGACAGAUUUAUACAUCGUACGCCGUCAGAAGCCAGUUCAUAUACGUUGAUCUAUCUAAUAUGAAACUGACACCAGUUGAGCUAGUCGCCAGAAAUACGACAAUGUUCGAAAUUUAUACAACCCAAUUAUGGAAUUGA